Panicum virgatum (switchgrass) is the source of this 1198-nucleotide messenger RNA. RefSeq lists its product as uncharacterized. NCBI's taxonomy places the organism in Eukaryota, Viridiplantae, Streptophyta, Magnoliopsida, Poales, Poaceae. The record is from RefSeq and is a predicted model, not a curated record. The coding region runs from base 33 to 1025 and encodes 330 amino acids. The transcript has 2 exons.
CCUUCCACCCCUACAUCUUGCCCAGCCAUCUGAUGCCUCGUUCUGCACUGCGGUUCGCGUCCACCCUCCGCGCCGCUACAUUCAGCUUCUGCAAAUUCCCAGAAGACGCAGCUCAGCAGCUCCAGUUCCCCAACCUGCAGCACCUCGCACUUGCAUCAGUGACUAUCUCGGAGGACUCUCUGCACGCCAUGCUGGAUGGCUGCCCCGCUCUGGACAAAUUUGUACUCAGAUACAUCAUCAAUGGGUCUUCACCGGGACCGCAGGUGCCACUUUCUGCCCUGCACGUGUCCAACAUCCGCGUUGCCGAAUUUGGCAGCUGCCAUUUUCCAGAAGCCAUUGUCAACCAGGUCCACUUCCCUAACCUCCAGAGGCUCGUACUUGAAACGGUCACCAUCUCAGAGGGCUCCUUACACGCCAUGCUCUCCGGCUGCCCUGAUCUGAACAGCUUGACCAUGGGUUAUAGCUCUGGCUUCCACCAAUUCAAAAUCAAUGCCCUGAAGCUUAAGUAUGUCGAGAUGUAUUUCCAUGGCUCAUAUGCAGAUAGGCUACAGGAACUCGUUGUUGAGAAUGCCUCUUGUCUAGAAACACUUCACCACAAGGGGCCGUACGAAGACAACAUGCACAUUUCAAUAAUUUCGGCACCAAAAUUGAAGAUUCUUGGCCGCCUCGCUGAUAACAUUUCCAGGCUUGAGCUUGGCACCAAUGUUUUUAAGACACCUACAGCCGGGAAAAACACGCAGCGUCAUUGUUCCCGGGGCCGUAUUGAAUGCCUUAAUCACCACCUCAAGAAAUUACAGAUCAGUUAUUAUUCGGGCAAAAGGUCACAUGUUGAGUUUGCUAAGUUCUUUGUACUGAAUGCGGGUGUGAUAGAGUCCUUGGGGCUUGAUGUUUAUCCUAAUAAACACUUAUCUGGUUGGUGGAUUGAAAUUCAGCGGAGGCAGCUCCGGCCAGAGAAGAGGGCAUCAAUUGGUGCUCAAAUUGAUUUCACUUUUGGUGUUUGUUCCAGUUAUCUUCGUGAUGGUUAGGAGUUUCAGGUCCAUGUUAGUAUAGAUGUUGAAACUAUACUAUUCUUCUUUUAGGAGCUAAUCUUCUAUCCCAUCCAUGUUGUGUUGCAUGCAAACUGUGCUAGUUCUCUUUCUUGUAAUAUAUAUGAAAUCCUGUGUUUUCCUAAUAUAUAUGAAAUCCUGUGUUUUCCUAA